AUGGCGACAUCAACCUUCCCUCGGCUGCCGGUCCCUCACGGUGACUUGGUCAAGCACAUCGCCAACCACCCAGCGACCCCCAUGGUUGAGCUUCUCCAGCCUUACCGUGAAUAUGAGGCUCGUCUUCGUCAGGCAUACGCUCAAGAGCCGGACUCUGAGCUGCUCAAGGACCCCUACGUCAAUGUCCUGCCUCUCUUCACAGACAACACCUCCAACAUCAAGAUGCGAGCCCGAAACCUUGAGGCCGAAGCCGAUGAGGAGAAGGCGCGCUACAUCAUGCCUCUUCCCAAAGACAUGCGCCGCGCAGACCAGUCUCCCGCUGUUGUCCAGUCCCAUCAGGAGUUCCGCAAAAACUUCAACAUCUUCUCCGAGUCUUCUCUUGUCGAGUUGAACUGGGACAAUGUUGUUGCCGCUGGCUCCUCCGUUGUCAACUGCAUCUUGCCUGUUCCCAAGAAGUACAGCGGUUCCAAGAGGUUGAUGCGCGAGUUCUACCAUGAAAAGUUCGCUCCUGCUUCUGAUGUCGAUCUGUUCUUGUAUGGCCUUACCGAGGAGCAGGCGAUUGACAAGAUCAAGGAGAUUGAAAGUGCAGUCAGGGACGCGCUGCUUUGCGAAACUACCACUGUCAGAACCAAACAUGCUGUUACUAUCUGCAGCCAAUAUCCCACCAGACACAUCCAGAUCGUUCUUCGCAUCUACAAGUCGGUGUCUGAAAUACUCACCGGCUUUGACAUCGACUGCUCCGGCGCUGCAUAUGAUGGCAAGCAAGUCUAUUGCACCCCUCGCGCUCUGCAGUCCUACAUGACUCAGACCAACCACAUCGACCUUACCCGCCGCAGUCCAUCCUACGAGAACCGCCUUUCCAAGUACAGCCGCAGAGGGUUCGAGGUCUACUGGCCUGAGCUUGACCGUUCUCGCAUUGAUCCUACCAUCUUCGAGCGGAGCUUUAUGAGAACUCUGGGUCUUGCCAGACUUCUCGUGCUUGAAAGACUGCCAACUGCCAAGGCUAGAGACAACUAUGUCGACCAACGCCGCCAGGAAAGAGGCCGCCCUGCUCUUAACCGAUUCAUGCGCAAGAACUUCCGCGCUAUGGGUGGAAACAUCAAGGACGACUAUGACGAUGAGAUCGCGGAUUGGGUCAACGAGGAGGAAGUGUCCAACUACCACACCUUCACCAUCCCUUAUGGCCCCAAGUUCCACGCCAAGAAAAUCGAGAAGCUUUGCUACACCAGGGAUCUCUUGCUCAAUGCCGAGUGGAACCAGCGCGAUGAUCGGACCGUGUACUUGCACCGUCAUCCUGCCUUUUUUGGCCGCUUCAGUGACGUUGUCGAAGACUGCUGCGGAUACUGCCCAGUUCCCCAAACCGAUGAAGAGAAAGAUAUCGCCGAAGAGGAGGCUAAGAUCUACGUCUCUGGCAGAAUCUCCUUCAUCAAGGACGACCCCGGAAGACAGCAGAUUGGCUCCUUCAACCCUUUGACCGACGAUGACUGGACGGAAAUGGCCUAUAUCGGCAACACUGCCAGGCUGUGCCAGGCCAUUGUCGAUGGGGACGUUGAGCACGUCCAAGACUGGCUUUCUCAGGAGGACGCCGAUCCCAAUACCAGGGACCACACUGGCAGGACUCCCCUCCAUCUUGCUGUCAUUUCCUCUUCGCCGGAAGUGGUUCGUGCUCUCGUUGAGGCUGGUGCACGCCUUACCGCGCGUCUCGCGGACGGAAGAACUGCACUCCACCUCGCCGCUUCUCGUGGUGAUCUGGAGAUCAUCAAGAUCCUCAUGAACAAGAGCAACACCAACGAGGAAACAUUUGAGGAACUGGAAGACCAGCGUCGCAAGGCCAGGGCUGCACUUCGGGAACAAAAGACGGAGAAGAUGGAUGUCGACGAAGAAAAUGAGGACGACUCGGAAGACAUUGAAAUGAUUGAAGCGAACGACGCCGAGACCGAUGCUGAUGGCGAUAAGAUGAGCAUCGCGACAGGCUCGUUUGUCAAAAUUGACAAGACUGCCGAGACGCCAGCACCUGAUGGCACACCCCUAGCCGAAGAUGAGCAAGGCCCCGACUUCUACGACGUGAACCAAGUUGCAUGGGAUAUUCCGUGCUCAGCAUUGCACUUCGCCAUUCUGGAGGGACACGAUGAGGUUGUCAAGCUUUUGUGUCAAGAGUACGGAGCCGAUGUCUUAUUGCCGGUCAAGUUCCUUAAGGACAACAACAAGGCCCUCCUGACGCUGGUUCUCGUCAUGGCCCUUCCCAUUGAAAAGGCAAAGUCCAUGGCUCAGACGCUUCUCAGCCUUGGUGCUACGGUUGCCCAGGCAGACAUGAACAGUUGCACUGUCUUCAACCGCUACGUGGAGCGGAAUGCCAGGACGCUCCUGGACCUGGCCUAUGAGCUCGACAAGGCAGGCUACAAGACCGCAAUCAACCACGUCUUGGAAGGCAACCUGGGCAUGGUUGUGAAGCUCCUUGAAACGGGCGCUGUGCCGGAGAUUGACUUUGAGACCUGGCUCAAGAGCGCCAGGCAAUCGGCCAUGCAGAACCGCCUCGGCGACUUUGAGAGCAACAAGCGAUUGUUCCAAGAAAAUCUUGAUCGCCCAUUGAUUGCUGCCCUACAGUCCAAGGAGCCUGGAAUUGCGCUUGAACUUUUGAACGGGCUAAGGGCCCUUCGCAAAUACAAAGGAGAGAACACGAAGCUCGAGGAGCCCCAGAAGCGCCUAGGACUGGACACCUAUCUUGAACGAUUCAAGGAAGGCACCUACCAGCACUGGGCGGUAGCCACCGCAGUCAAACUUGAGAAAUGGCAAGACGAGAGGGCGCGGAAGGAGUAUGAGAAAGGCCUCGAAUGUCUUGCCAGAACGGAGGGUAUUUCUGAGAAGGAGCAGGCUAUCAAGGACGCCAUUGCGACGCUGGAGAAAAUCGAACAGAGCAUCAUUUCCAAGGGCGGCAAGACAUUCAAGGAGCUCCAUCCAGACCGCAAGGAGGACGGCAAUGAUGACACCAGCAGCAGUCAUUAUGGGUACUAUAAUUACAGUCAUGGCAACGACCCUUCCAAGAGAGAGCCGUAUCACUAUGACUUCGUGUUCACGGGUGUUCCGGAUAUGACUGAAACAAAGCAGGCCGCCUAUGUGGAGCUUUUUGAGGCGGUAUGGAAUGGCGAUCUCGACAAGGUUAAGAAGUUUACCUUGACUUCUUGGGACGACGCCAAGCAGCAGCCGCCACUUAAGAUUGCCGUCGAGGGUCAUAACGGACACAAUCCCUUCACUCUGGCAUUGCACCGUGGUCACUACGACCUCGCCAAGGCGGUGCUGGAGAUUGCCCAGGCGCAAUACUCGCCUCCGGAGAAGACCAAGACCCGUUACACGAUGAACAAGAGUGGCGAGGCCGACGAGGAUGAUGAUGAGGAUGACGACGAUAGUUGCUCGGACGACUCUGGACCCAAAGUUGUGAGCGAGACUGUCGAUGAUCAGUUUACUAUUGACACCAUCGGCCAGGUGUCCAUGCAGGUAAAGAGUCACACGUUACCGGUGAAUCUGCUCAAGGGCAGGACGGCCACCAGCAAUUGGAACGGCGGCAGAUGGGGAAAUCGCCAGAUUCUGGUCAACGGCGAGGACACGUGGGAUCCGCUGACGCAUGCCGUCGAAAGCAACGACUUGAAGCUCCUGAAGUUCGUGCUCGAUAUGGGCGAGCACUUUGGAUCCCUGCAGCUUGACCCGGCCACGGAGCCUCCCAAGUUCUUCUCGGUGCCAGAUGCUGUCUUUGCCAGCGCCAUUGGCAAGGGACGCAUCGAGAUCAUGACUGAGCUGAUUAGACGUACUGGUGCGGGCUUGCCGUUGGAGCACCUGGUGGAAGGAUCCGGUGUCGAGCUUAAGGAGCAGCCGCGUUACUACCAGGGCCUGUCGGUUUAUGGAAAGAAGAGAAAAGAUUGGGCGAAUGCCGGCCGGGAAGUGGCUCAACAACCUCGCGACGAGAAUUCCACAACGUCUCCUCUGCUGAGAGCUGCAGAAAACCGCUGCAUUGAGAGCAUCCAGUGGUUCCUGAGCGAUGCUCCGUUGAGACAUUACCUUGAGUUCGCCAAGUCCAAGGGUGCUCAGGAAGACCCGAGGAUGCAGCACUUGGGACGAGCCCCCGGGGGCUUGGAGGGUGCGAUUGCUAGGUGGCUUGAUGACCAAGGUGAGUUUCCCGUCAACAUCAACAAUAUCGAGAAAGAAGCUAACAAGCAAACAGGCGAGUUGGUCAUUCAUGCCGUCAUCACCAACUCUGGCGGAGUUGACGUUAGUGAUCUGGUCUCGUAUCUCAUCAAAGCUUGUCCCGAUGCUUUGGAGGCCAAGUCGCACGACAACGUGACGCCACUGAUACAGGCCAUUUACAUGGGUCGUAUUGAACUCGUCAAGCUCUUGCUGGAAGCCGGCGCAGACCCGAACGUCAAGACUAGCUCGUGGAAGAAUAUUCUGCACGCCGCAUUGCACCAUUCGCCACCGGCUGACAAGUUCAAGGAACUACUAAGCCUCUUCGACCGCGAGGCCAUCAUCCGGAUGAUCGCUGAGCGUUCCAGCCUGGCCAGUGAUGGCCGCACCCCACUCCACCAAUGGCUCAAUGACAUCGGAAGGAACGAAGACUAUGACAAGUCCAUCGCCGUCUUUAACCUCCUCGCUGAGAUGUCAUCUGAGGCGGUGACCACGGCACUCAACUUGCUCAACGCUUCCGGCGACACCCCUCUGCAUGACAUGCUCAAAGCCAGCCACCACAGCUCCAAGAUAAUCCGAGCCGUGCUGGACUUCCAGCCCAGCCUGCUCUUCCGUGAGAACGCCGUGGGCAGGACCCCGGUCGAAGUGGUCCACGACGAGCUCAUUUCCAGCCGAGUAACGUCAGACGACGGACAUCAGAGGCACUAUCGAACAUACGGAUAUGGGAAUGAUGGCUACCGCAACUUGAUGGCAGCGAAGCCUAAGGCGUUCAUCGCCCUCGUGAAAUCUGACCAAGAGACGCGGAGCCGCGAGCACUGGCAUCAUAAGAACGACCAGAAUACCCGAAUGUGGGCUUUGUGCCAGGAGUAUCUGGCCAAACUAUCCAGCACUCUUCCGCCAUCUUGUUCCCCUUCCCCUCACACUGAAGGCGAAACGCCAGGGCAUGCCCGGGGCCAAUCCCCUUCCAAACGCCGCAAGCUCACGACGGAAACCGAAGGCCGUCUCAACGCACACAUCAUGGCCGCCAACAAGUUGAAAGAGAAGCGCACGCUCGUCUCCCUUCCCGAAGCCAACGACGUAGCCAAGCGUCUGGGCGAAAUGAAGAUGGGAUCCAAGUACAAGUACCAACUUGCCCCCGAGAAUGAAGAGGAGGAGGAGGAUGAUGUGAAGCGGUUCGCGGACGACGAGACCCCCUUCGCUUCCAAGCCCGACCGUCGCACAUGGGGUGAUGGUGUCCGGUUUGGAAAGUGGAGGAGGGGACAGGGAGAGAAGCAGACGCCGAGGAAGAGUUACUAUGUAAAUGGCAAUGUGGCUUGGAAGGAUGUGAGGAAGAGCGAUGAAGCGAAGGAGGAAAAGGAGGAGUGGUUCCAGUGCAAGUAUUGCGACGAAUAUCAUACGAUGUCGGGGGAGAAGUAUCCGAACAACCGUUGGGGAUGA
This is a messenger RNA of Sordaria macrospora k-hell, 5610 nucleotides long. Lineage: Eukaryota; Fungi; Ascomycota; Sordariomycetes; Sordariales; Sordariaceae. The record is from RefSeq and is a predicted model, not a curated record.